This is a messenger RNA of Cimex lectularius (bed bug), 793 nucleotides long. RefSeq lists its product as uncharacterized. NCBI's taxonomy places the organism in Eukaryota, Metazoa, Arthropoda, Insecta, Hemiptera, Cimicidae. The coding region runs from base 64 to 480 and encodes 138 amino acids. The transcript has 4 exons. The record is from RefSeq and is a predicted model, not a curated record.
CACCCGCGGCCACCACUUCAUCCAGUUUGAUCUGAAGGUAGUCAGCAAGUCGACAUAACCAAAAUGAUCAGCAACCUAGCAGUACUUGCGGUGGCAGUAGUCGCAGUAACGGCUCUACCCAGGCCAGAGCCAGCUGAAAACUCGUUGUUUAAGGGCGAAAGGAACCUAUAUGGACUAGGUGGCGGCCAUCUUUUAAGGGAUUUAGAAAGCGCCCUACGAGAGAACCCCAUGGUUUAUGAAAGACCUUCUAGGAACCUGGACUCACUAGACGGAGUGACAUUUGGCUCAUCAAAAAGAAAUUCCGUUGAUCCCUCUGAGACAAAGAGGAACAUGGAUGAGAUUGACAGAGCUGGAUUCGACACAUUCGUCAAGAGACAACUCUACAACGUUGGACUAGCCGACCGAGUUGCAAGAAAACGGAACUUUGUACCUUCACAUUAUGAGAUGUACGGCAAUUACAACCCGGUCCCAUUCUUUUAGAUCUGUUCGAGACUAUCUAUCACGCCCCGAAUCCAUCCAGAUGAUACUUCAAUCGGAAAAGCAAUUCCCCAAAUUACACUCUUUUCUCUUUGUUUUAAAAUAAAGUCAUAUUUGGUAUCGUAGCUUUAGCCUCUAUUGAUGUGUCGCACUCGGUUUUGUUAACAAGUCUAAACGAAAUUGUAGAAUUGUAAUUGUAUGUUUACAAAAAAAUUUAUUAAAUUGUUUUCCCUUGUAAAUGUUCAGUAUAAAUUGUAUUUUAUUUCCCUAAGCCUAUAUACUUAAAUAAAAGGAAUUUCUUAAUGUUUUAGCAAUA